UUCCGCUUCACCCACCCAACUCAUUUGCUCGCUCUCCUCUUCCUCCCUCUCCCCGCACCAAAAGCAGCAAGCUCUGCUCAGCAUUUUGCUCGAAAGAAACCUACGCACACAUACCAUGGCGGCAUCAGCGGCCUGCUCCUUCUUCUUCUUCGACGCCGAGCCGCUCAGCGAGCCCGGCAUGCCGGCGCAGGACGCGUGCGCGCUCUGCACCAAGCCGCUGGCGCGCGACAGCGACAUCUUCAUGUACAAGGGCGACACGCCCUUCUGCAGCGAGGAGUGCCGCGACGAGCAGAUGCAGCUCGACGCCAUCGCCGCCAGGCAGGCCGCCCGGAGGCAGCAGCGGUUCUCGUCGGGAACGGAGGCCCGCAGCGGGCACCAGGAGUCCAGGAAGGUGUCCGUCGCGAGCUAGCCGGCAAAGCACGCCGCCCCGUAGAGUAGAGCUCGGCUUGAAUCAACGGGAUCCCAAGAGUCACCGAUCUGGCGAGACCAAGGAGAUUGAUCUCUCCGCUUCGUCUCGCCCGAGCCGGAGGAGCAGUGAAGGAUCUGAGAAAGUUCAUGCGCUGAGGCUCCGGCCAUCUGGGUCGCCCACUGGACGCCUCCUUCUCCUGGCUCCGACUGGCUCCUUUUUGCCUCUGUGUGCGUGCGUGAUUGUUUGAGGCUUUUGAGCCACGGUUGUCGCAACACCAUAUGUAAAUCCAAACCAUCUGGAAAUCCCUGUUUCAACACAAAUUUUUGCCCAAA
Messenger RNA from Triticum aestivum (bread wheat), 741 nucleotides. RefSeq names its product FCS-Like Zinc finger 2-like. Bases 116 to 409 code for a protein of 97 amino acids. Gene Ontology annotation, biological process: regulation of DNA-templated transcription. Gene Ontology annotation, molecular function: zinc ion binding. The record is from RefSeq and is a predicted model, not a curated record. NCBI's taxonomy places the organism in Eukaryota, Viridiplantae, Streptophyta, Magnoliopsida, Poales, Poaceae. The transcript has a single exon.